Messenger RNA from Plectropomus leopardus (leopard coralgrouper), 626 nucleotides. The record is from RefSeq and is a predicted model, not a curated record. Lineage: Eukaryota; Metazoa; Chordata; Actinopteri; Perciformes; Serranidae.
CAAGCACACCUGCUCUUAACCACGGCUGAAGGAAGACGCUAACGGCCACUUCUCACGUCUCAGCGCCCGCAGGAAGUCCGGACCAGCUCCGUUUUAUUCUCCAACAAAAUCCGCAUUUUCUUCCAUUUUCACCGAAAAAAACAAAGACUGCGGACACUUUGGACCGGCGACACACGACAGGGAUGGAGGAGUAUCAUAACGGCAGCGAGGGCUCCUUUAACUCUGAAGAAGCUGAAAACACCGUCAAAGAGUGUAUUGAGAAUGUGGUGGGCAGUGACGACUACAGCCAGGCUCAGGUGAACAAAUGGACGGCGAGCAUCGUGGAGCGCUGCCUCACACAGCUGGUCAAACAGGGGAAACCCUACAAGUACAUCGUGACGUGCGCUGUGAUGCAGAAAACAGGAGCGGGCCUCCACACAGCAAACUCCUGCUACUGGGACACCGCCAUGGACGGUAAGACUUCCGUCGUCUGCUUUAUCACCUCGUACGCUUGUGAUGAUGUCAUUGCACCACGUUACCUGCGGUGUGAAAACACGUGGUGGCGCCAGAAGAAUGAUGAUGAAUCCAUCCCGACGCCUUCACGCCUUCACACUGUGCUCAUAAAAACAGCACAUCUGAAGAACUAA